This is a messenger RNA of Schistocerca piceifrons (Central American locust), 489 nucleotides long. RefSeq names its product homeobox protein EMX2-like. Gene Ontology annotation, molecular function: DNA-binding transcription factor activity, RNA polymerase II-specific; DNA binding. Gene Ontology annotation, biological process: regulation of DNA-templated transcription; central nervous system development; neuron differentiation. The transcript has 3 exons. The record is from RefSeq and is a predicted model, not a curated record. Bases 1 to 489 code for a protein of 162 amino acids. Lineage: Eukaryota; Metazoa; Arthropoda; Insecta; Orthoptera; Acrididae.
AUGGGCGAGAAGGGCGGCGCCGGUUCUUCGGAGGGCCGCAAGCAGUCGGCGGGGAAGUGCAAGCGCGUGCGCACCAUCUUCACGCCGGAGCAGCUGGAGCGGCUGGAGGCGGAGUUCGAGCGCCAGCAGUACAUGGUGGGGCCCGAGCGCCUCUACCUGGCGCACGCGCUCCAGCUCACUGAGGCACAGGUGAAGGUGUGGUUCCAGAAUCGACGCAUAAAGUGGCGCAAACAGCACUUGGAGCUGCAGCAGCAACGGCUGGCGCAGCUGAAGCAGCAACAGCAGCAGCUGCACCAUCACCAGCAGCAGCAGCAUCACCACCACCAGCACCAGCCGCAGCAGCAGCAGCAGCAGCCGCAGGUCGGCCGGCUGGAGGCGUCCACGCCCGGCGACAGCGACGGCGACAGCUGCAACAGCGGGCCCGACAGCCCCCCGCCCCCACCCCCACCACCGCAGCAGCAGCAGCAGCCAGCCUUCCCCACGCAGUAG